This is a messenger RNA of Aspergillus clavatus NRRL 1, 2115 nucleotides long. RefSeq names its product putative C6 finger domain protein. The record is from RefSeq and is a predicted model, not a curated record. Lineage: Eukaryota; Fungi; Ascomycota; Eurotiomycetes; Eurotiales; Aspergillaceae. Gene Ontology annotation, biological process: regulation of DNA-templated transcription; DNA-templated transcription. Gene Ontology annotation, molecular function: zinc ion binding; DNA-binding transcription factor activity, RNA polymerase II-specific; DNA binding. Bases 1 to 2115 code for a protein of 704 amino acids. The transcript has 7 exons.
AUGAGCAAGCGUUCCUACGAGGAGUCAUUGUCCCACGGUGGCUCACCACCAGAGCCUAUUAUCGAUAACAGUCAUCAUAAUGGCCUGUUGCCCAUCAAUGACCUCUUGUCACCAGAACCAUCGCAAUCUAGUGGUUCGGUCAAGAAGCCGAGGAACUUCAUUGCUACCGUAGCAUGUGAGACCUGCCGGCUCAAGAAGACCAGAUGCGAUGAAUCGCGGCCAAAAUGCGGACUAUGCAAGUCCCUCGGCCUGGAGUGCGUCUACAAUGAGCGCAAGUCCUCCAAGCGGGAUCAGUCGCUCAGCUUGAUCAUGAGCACCCUGCACCGCUUGGAGACGAAACUUGAGCAUGUCUCCUCGGCAGUCUGCAAUGAGAUGCAGCCGAUCCAUCAGCAGAUGCUGCAUGCGCUUGAGGGUCUGAGAGAUGGGACUACCCCAAGCCACAGCCAUCGUGACAGUGACAAGCAUGCAUCUCUGUCGAAGCCCUUGCCGCAGCAUCCUACUCCGGACAUGGGGGAGCCGGAUGACUUUGUGUUCGACGAACGGCCCAACGUGGUGAACGCCAACGGCCAUGUAUCCAUCUCGUUUAGCCAGCACGGUGUAAUCCUUUGGCCAGGGGCCCGGGAAGUCCUGCCACAGCGAUUGCUCGAAGCUCACGAACGGCUUGGGAACAACUAUGUGAUCAACAUGGAAUCGAAGCGGCCUCUUCUCCCCAUGUACAUCUGUCCAUACCCCCCGCAAGCCGGGGACAGUUGGCUAGAAUCGCUUCCUCUAGCGAUGAUCAAAGGUCUUUCGGACGCUUUCUUCGCUACUUUCAACCCCUUCACGCCGAUCAUGGACAAGAACUUUUACUUUGCUUUCACCCUCGGGGCGGCCAUCGAGAAUGGCUUUGGCUACACGAUGGAAGCCUGUUUGGUUCUCAACGUCAUGGCCUUGGGCUGUCUGGCGGUCCUGAGCCACCGCGAAGGGAAUUAUCCGCUACCAGGCACUCGAAGCAAUCGGUUCGAGCCGCCGGACUGGAUGGGAGUCAUCCACGAAGAGCCACCAGGUUUACGCUUUUUCAACGAAGCUCGUCGGCGCAUUGGCUUUUUGAUGUGUGACAAUGAUAUCCAGAGCUGCCAGUUCUACUUGCUAGCCUCGGUCUACUACAACCAGAUUCUUCGUCCGAUGGAUUCAUGGGCCAUGAUCCACCGCGCUGCCACAAGCUGCCUGUCGAUGCUGACCAACCACGAUGUCAAUUUUGACGAGUGGGAAGGUGACAUGAAGUCGCGAGUCUACUGGAACUGUCUUAUGAACGAGACCAUCCUUGUCCAAGAGCUCCAUCUUCCACCCAGUGGUCUAGCCCGCCUGGAGGAAUCCGUCCCUAUCCCCAAAUUCAUCCGGUUCGAACCCGCAGGCUUCGUACCGACCCGAUAUUCAUCCUCCGAAGAAAUCGACGACUCCUUCUUCCAAUAUCACUUUCUUGCGCAGGUCGCUCACCGUAUCAUUCUCACUCGCAUCCGCCAUUCCUUGUACUUCUACUCCGACUCGGGAACCUUCCCCCUCCCCGCCGUCAACGCCGAGCUCCGCCACCAGCUCGAACAAUGGCGCAUCAAUCUCCCUCCCGCGUUGCAAUUCUCCGAUCCCCAAGCUAGCACCCCCCUCGAUCCUCACCUGUCCCCGAUUCCGAUCUCCCCGCUCCCCAUCGACCCUAACCGGCCCCUCUCCCCAGCCGCAGCCGUCAUAGAGGCAAUGCUGCGCGGCCGCUACAUGAUCGCCAACUUCCACAUCGGCCGCCCCUACCUGUACAAAGCGCUCCGCGCGCCCACCGCCCUCACCACACACGACCUCGAACAGAUGCGCAGCGGCCUCCGCCACGCAAUGGACUGGCCAAUCGUCGGCGGCAUCUUCCGCAAGAUGAAGAGCUGCAUCCCCAUUAAAUUCGCCUUUUGCUCCCAAUUCUUUGGCCAAAUCCUCCUCUUUUACUGUAUCUCCAACCACCCAGACCCCCGUUUACGAGAAACCCUCCCCGUCGGCUGGGAACGGUGGAACGACGAGAUGCUGCGGUUCCUGGAGGACUGCGCGCCGUAUAGCCCCGCCGUGGCGAAGGAUCUGGAGCUCCUGCGGCUCUUACUGUAA